GAACGUGGUUUUGAAAGAUUGUUUCAAUCAAGAAUGGAGGCCAGAGUGGUGCUUGCAGUGCAGAAAAGGCAAGUGUUUUUUCUUUUUGUAUUUCUGGGAGUGUCUUGGGCUGGCACAGAACCGCUUCGGUAUUUUGUGGCGGAGGAAACGGAGAGAGGGACCUUUCUGGCCAACCUAGCAAAUGAUCUGGGGUUGGGGGUGGGGGAACUGUCAGCUCGAAGAUCUAGAAUCAUUUCAGAUGAGAACAUACGAUUUUUACUAUUCAAUCCGCUUACUGGUGAUUUACUUAUAUAUGAGAAAUUGGACCGAGAGGAACUGUGUGGGCCCAGAGAGCCAUGUGUGCUACCUUUCCAGUUGUUACUUGAAAAGCCUUUUCAGAUUUUCCGUGCUGAACUGUGGGUCAGAGACAUCAACGAUCAUUCUCCAGUAUUUCUAGAUAGAGAGAUUACCUUGAAAAUACUAGAAAGUGCCACUCCAGGGGCAACAUUUCUCCUAGAAAGUGCACAGGAUUCAGAUGUUGGAAUCAACAACUUGAGAAACUACACCAUCAGCUCCAAUGCCUAUUUCCAUAUUAAUGUCCGUGAUGGUGGGGAGGGAAAUGUUUAUCCUGAAUUGGUCCUGGAUGGUGUGCUGGAUCGUGAAGAGAUUCCUGAGCUGAAUUUAACCCUCACAGCCUUGGAUGGCGGGUCUCCGCCUAGAUUCGGGACUGCCCUCAUACGCAUCCAGGUUUUGGACAUAAAUGAUAACAUCCCUGAAUUUGUACAGUCGAUCUACAAGGUGCAGGUGCCUGAAAACAGCCCUGUUGGCUCCCUGGUUGUCGCUGUGUCAGCUAGAGAUUUAGAUACCGGAACUAAUGGAGAAAUAGUCUAUGCAUUUUUUUAUGCCACUGAAGAAAUUCUCAAAACAUUUCGAAUCAAUUCAACAUCCGGCAAGCUUCAUCUUAAAGCCGAAUUGAACUAUGAGGCAGUGCAAACUUAUACCUUAACUAUUCAAGCCAAAGAUGGCGGAGGGCUUUCUGGAAAAUGUACUGUGGUGGUGCGAGUAACAGAUAUAAAUGAUAACCCACCAGAACUGCUCAUGUCAUCACUUACUAGCCCAAUUCCAGAAAACUCACCCGAGACAGUAGUAGCUGUUUUUAGGAUUAGAGACAGAGAUUCAGGGAACAAUGCAAAGAUGGUGUGCUCCAUCCAAGACCAUCUCCCCUUCGUCCUGAAGCCAUCAGUAGAGAAUUUCUACACCAUGGUAACGGAGAGCCCCCUCAACAGAGAGAGCCAGGCCGAAUACAACAUCACCAUCACCGUCACUGACUUGGGGACCCCCAGACUGAAAACGCAGCACAACAUAACCGUGACGGUCUCCGACGUCAACGACAACGCCCCCGCCUUCAGCCAAACCACCUACACCCUGCGGGUCCGCGAGAACAACAGCCCCGCGCUGCACAUCGGCAGCGUCAGCGCCACUGACAGCGACGCGGGCGCCAACGCCCAGGUCACCUACUCGCUGCUGCCGCCCCAGGACCCGCAGCUGCCCCUGGCCUCCCUGGUGUCCAUCAACGCGGACAACGGGCAGCUGUUCGCGCUCAGGUCCCUGGAUUACGAGGCGCUGCAGGCGGUCAUCGCCUUGGCGUCCGUGUCGUCGCUCUUCCUGUUCUCGGUGCUGGUGUUCGUGGCGGUGCGGCUGUGCAGGCGGAGCCGGGCGGCGUCGGCGGGCCGCUGCCCGGUGCCCGAGGGCCACUUUCCGGGCCACCUGGUGGACGUCAGCGGCACGGGGACGCUGUCCCAGAGCUACCAGUACGAGGUGUGUCUGCAGGGAGGCUCUGGGACCAAUGAGUUCAAGUUCCUCAAGCCAAUUCUCCCUAAUCUGCAGUUUCCAAGCACAAGAAGGGAAGUGGAAGAAUAUCCCUCGUUUCAGAAUGACUUGGGUUUUUGAUAAGGGAUGGAAAAUAAAUGUCCAUACUGUGCCUGUAAAUAUAGUUCUAUUACGAAAUUCUUCCUGAAUUCGUAGAGGAGUUCUUUAAUAUUAUUUCAAAUAUUUUUCAAGUCCUAGGGUAAAUUUCUUUACAGAGAAACGGAUCCAGCUUUAGCUCUAGGAAACUUCCACAAAGCAUGUGAUGUAUAUGUGUUCUAUUUUAUCUCAAACAAUUUGUGCAUUGUUUGCAGUCUAUUACAUGAUUAAUCUUGUUUAGGAUGUUUUAAGUAGGUUUUGUCUUUAAAGUUUUGCUACUCUUAUUUUUUGAGUUGGAGUGUUGUACUAUACCUACUCUUAGAAGUAUAGAUUGUAUGUUUUAAAGCUUUAAAAAAAAUUGCCUACUAUGCAUCAUACACUAUUUUAACACUUAUAAUAUUAGAAGUAAACCUAUGAGGUGUUUUAGAAAUGAGCAAAUAGAUAUUUAUAGAAGUCCAGCGAGGUCACUCAGGUGAGCAACUAAUAAAUGGUAGAGCUGAGCAUCUCUCCUAGAUCUGACUCUGGGACCUUGCUAUGAUGCUAUCCUGCUUUCUGUCAUUAGAUAUCACCUGGCAAGUUUCUUCCUAAUUAAGGAGAAGAAAUCUUCUCUCUGGUUACUAUUCCUGUUGAGUAUUUUCUACGUUGGGAAAUAAUAACGUGUGUAGUGGUCUGUGGUUAUAUGUUCUUACAUACCAACAAUCCAGCUUUUCUGGAUCAGUUAUUCAACUAUUAUUAUUAGAGCUGUGAUCUGACCAAGGCUUAAGGAGAAGAAUACUGAAAGAUCCAUCUGUGCUUUCUCCUUGUUAUCUGAACAUAUGACCUUCAUUUCACAGAAAUGUUAAUAGCCCUGAAUAGAAAUAAUACAUCAUUUUGAUUGCUUCAUUAGUUUAGUUUUCCUCACAUUUCACUUUACCCCAGUGGUGCCUACCUAUUUUUAAAACACAUUUUUCUUCCUUAAUUUUAAAUUUUUAAAACUUUCC
Molecule: messenger RNA, 2924 nt
Organism: Suricata suricatta (meerkat)
Lineage: Eukaryota; Metazoa; Chordata; Mammalia; Carnivora; Herpestidae
Product: protocadherin beta-7-like
Exons: 2
Coding region: 34-1929 (631 amino acids)
Biological process (GO): homophilic cell-cell adhesion
Cellular component (GO): plasma membrane
Molecular function (GO): calcium ion binding
Source: RefSeq, a predicted model, not a curated record